GUUAUGCCGUUUCAUCCCCCGCCAUUGUUCUCUUUCGCGCGCAGAAUAGGCUGAAGAGCGCAGGAUCGACCGGCUCAGCAGACUAAGGGCUCCCGUGCACGUUUGCGGAUCCCCUGCUGCACUUGCAGAAACGGCACGACGCCGUGGAUAUGCAGUUGGCGUUAACAGACAAAUGGUGUCACAUUUGCUCACUUCCUGAUUGGGCAUGCGAAGAAGGCCAGGGCCACGAAGGGAUGUCAUCGUGCGCACGGUUUCCAUGGCCAUGCCCAUGCUGCCCGCAGCUCACUUUCGUCGUUGAGGUCUACACGCGCAACAUUCGCCCAUGUUCCCUCGCCAAUAAGUAUGAUGUAUAAAAAGCCCAUAACUUAAAGUCAGGGCAUGCGGUAUCCGACGACGCGGCCGAACGUCCACGAAGCUGGGAAGGGCGGGGGGCCAGAAGGCCUGUACUCACGGUUUUGCCGACGUGAAGUCUUGUCAACUGUCAGACAGGGUGCAGGGCAAGGCUUGGCGUGUGGGCCCCGAUGUCAGUUUACACCGUCACAAGGAAAUUGUAGGAAUGCUGGGUGCAAACACCAAGUGCGAUGUCAAUCAUAGCGGUUGGUCGUAACCUCAUCGCUUGCUCGGCAUCUUGCAACAACACUUCUAGAUAGCAUUGUGACAGGGUCUAAUUUAACACACAGGUAACAUCUUAGGUUUUGCUUGGACGAAUUGGGAACCAACAUGAGCCUGGGACCUCGAGUGGCCCUGGGCCUGCUCCUACUGGCCGUUGCGCACUCGGCGGCGAAUGCCGACCGCUUCAUUCUGAACUUGGCGCCGGGCGCGAAGCAGGCGUCGCUGGUCGCUGCCAUCAAGGCUGUGGGCGGCAGUGUAAGCUACUUCCACGCCGGGGCCGGCAUCGCCGUCGUGACCGUACCUGCAGGCACCACACUGCCACCCGGCAGGCUGACGUCGGCGGGCGUGGGCGCAGUGGUCCCCGACUCCCGCAUCAGGCUGCCGUCGCCCCGCGCCUCGUCGUUCCGCGGGGCUACUGCUGCUACUGCUGCUGGGGACCCGGCAUCCACGUCAGCUUCUGAGGCGACGCCGCCUUCGUUCCCUGAGCCCAAGCUCAAGGCCACCAACCUCCAGUUCCUGUCCGGUCCCAUCACCUCCAACCCCACCGAUGACCUCUGGGACCAGCAGUGGGCUCCUCGUGCCAUCAAGGCCCAGAGCGCCUGGGCGGCUGGCGUCACCGGCAAGUGUGUUCGCGUGGCGGUGCUGGACACCGGCAUGUGGUGGGACCACCCCGACCUGGCGGGCCGCGUGGACGUUGACUACGCCAGGUCGUUUGUUGACGGGAUUCCUCCAUACGCCGACAGCCAGAACUACUUCUGGCAUGCUUCCCACGUCGCUGGCAUCGUGGCUGGCUCGGCGAACAAUGGUGGCAUUGUCGGCAUUGCGCCUGAGGCCACCAUCAUCCCGAUCAAAGUUUUGGACAACAAUGCCGGAGACAACUCGUUUCUUAUCCAGGGCCUCCUGUACGCGGCUUCCCCUCUUGGGCCUGAUGGUGCCGGCGCUGACAUCAUCAACUUGUCUCUUGGAGGUUUCGGCAAUCCAAAUGACAAGAACGACACCUGGGCUUUGUACAACAAGGUCCUCAAUUACGUGGCGUCGCAAGGCGUGCUGGUUGUGGCGGCCGCUGGCAACGACGCUCUCAACCUGGGCCGCACCCGCAACACCUUUGUCAGUCCCUGCGAAAACGGCGGCAACACCGUCUGCGUCUCCUCCACCGGCCCCCUGGACGUUUGCAAGACAUGCCAGGAUGACUGGAUCAACACCUGCCUCGAGAGCCCCUCAACUUGGGACCUGAAACAGCAGCUUGCCCUUUACUCCAACUAUGGGCCAUCGGCCAUCUCGGUGGCUGGCCCCGGCGGCGACUACCGCAGCGCCUUUGAGUGGUACGCCAAGUGGUACGACCCGGCCACCGACAGCUUCCUGCCCGGCACGCCGCCUACCUGCUGGUUUGUCGACCAGGUCCUCAGCGUGGGCGCGCCCAACCGCCCCGACCUCCCCGCCUUCAUCCAAUACACCGGCACCUCUCAGGCCGCCCCCGCUGUGUCCGGUGUGGCGGCGCUGAUGAUCCAUGACGCGGCCGUGCGACAAGGCGUGGACCUGUGCGCCGCCUCCCGCGCUGGCCUCAAGGGCCGCGCGCGCGGCCCCCUGAACGUGGCCCAGAUCAAGACGGCCCUGGCGCGGGGCGCGGUGUACCCGGGUGGUGCGGUGGACCGCGAGGCCUACGGCGCUGGCUUGGUGGACGUGUCCCGCACCCUGGGAUACCCGCAGCCCGCCUGGGCCGCCCCUUGAGAGCGCAGUGCCUCAGUGAUGACCCGCCUGCUCUGCCUGCCUGCCGCCGGCGCCUUGAGUGUUCUCCUUUUACAAGGGCGUGCCUUGGCACUUAAGUUUUGAACGUUUUCCGGGCAGGUGACAAGUGACUGCUGUGUAUGCCAGCAAUGUGAAGUGCGUCAAGCUGCUGUGCUCAUCCCGCCAUCCGAGUUUGCGUGCAUGGAGAAUGAGCAGCGAGGAGUGGGAAGGAGAGUAGGAUCGAAGAGAGGCGAAGCAGUGAGAGAAGGCAUCGCGGUUGUUGCGUGAUUAAUAGCGUGGCGUGUGCUUAAUGACUUUGCAGGUUGCAUGGUUGCAGGAUGAGUGAACCCGGCUGCGGGCACAUACCGGUACAGGCCCUACCAGUACACCUGCCACUCCGAGACCAGGAGACGAGGAAACGGCGGCCGCGGUUUCUGCUGUACAUGCUGUACAUACCCUUACGAUAUCUCAGCCCAUAGCUGAAGCACAUAAUACCCGAGGCGGGGCCCUUGCUGUAAGUCUCAAGUAUC
Messenger RNA from Chlamydomonas reinhardtii, 2867 nucleotides. RefSeq lists its product as uncharacterized. Gene Ontology annotation, biological process: proteolysis. Gene Ontology annotation, molecular function: serine-type endopeptidase activity. The transcript has 13 exons. Lineage: Eukaryota; Viridiplantae; Chlorophyta; Chlorophyceae; Chlamydomonadales; Chlamydomonadaceae. The record is from RefSeq and is a predicted model, not a curated record. Bases 721 to 2340 code for a protein of 539 amino acids.